AUGUCGCUAUUGAAAGUUUCAGCGAUGAAUGCCAGGCUUCCCAGCAACGUGACUGUAAUACGACGUGGGCUGAACGUUUGCCUAAGACACAUUGGAAGAGCUAGAUAUUAUUCGACAACGAUACGAGAGAUCAAUGGAAACGAUGAAUCUAAUAAUAAUAAGGAGCUACGGAAUAGAGAGGUUGCUGGAUGGAUUCAGCAAUCUUUGUUAGAGCAUCCUCCUGUACAAAGAACAACAAUAACAACAAGAAAAACACAUACAGCGAACUCAUCACUAGAAAAGAGGGAACAGUCAACCAAGACAAUCAGCACAGAAGAAUGGGAAAGGCUGUGGGAAGUGCGAUUUCGAAUCGGUGAGUUGAAGUGUGUUACAGAAGUGAUUCGAAUGAAAAAAGACGAAUAUGCAUUUUUCACACCAUCACAGUUGCUCGUUUUAUUGACUACCUUGACUAAAUUACGAAGAUAUUACGAUAUUGAUAGAGUAUACCAAGCCUACCAAAAGGAAUGGAAUAGAGUCGAAAGGCUCAUAGAAGAUAAACAUGAUCUCUUGAAUUUCUUGAAGAUAAUGAUAACGACGCAUUCACAUACUCAUAAUUAUGAAGCGGCGGAGCUAUUUUUCCGGAAGUAUAUCAAACAACCAAAAUUGGACCCAGCCUAUAUCAAUAUGGGACUUAAAGCAUUGCUCGAAAAUAAGGACUUCAUUACAGCAAGACAGUUCUUCGAAUAUAUGUUGAAUAACCAGGAAGUAUUUCCCGUCACACAUGGGACUUUGCGAACUCUGCUUACCUAUAUUAAUCAUGCAGAUGACCUCUUAGCGUUGAAAGCAGUUUUCGAAUCAUGGCUGCAGAAGGGCCCAUCACUUCCAAACAAGGACAACAUUACACUUGUACAUAAGCAAUUCCUUAAGUUUGAUGAAGAAAACUCGAACAAAUAUUGGAAUUUACUUUUAUCGCAUCCAAGAUUACAAACUACACACUAUAAGGCUAGUGAUCGAUAUACGGUAUUGCAAAGUAUCUAUCAAUUCAAAAAUGGUGAAUUCUCCAUGAACGAGAUCGAGAUACUUAUACCACAAAUAAAUCGGAAAGAACGGUCUUUUUUGUACCUGCAAUUGUUAAAUCAGUUUGUGGAGCAGAAUAACUAUGACAUGCUUCAGCAGACGAUUACUCUCAUUAAAAAUGAUCCUGAAGUUGAUCUCAGACAAUUCCAUCAUUCCUGUAUAUUGAAAUAUUACGUCAAAAAGGGUCUUUUAAUGGAUUUUAUGGAUCAUAUAAAACUAAUACAAGAGUCGGAGUCCAAUAAUUUGAUAUUAGAUCCUUAUUUGUUCUUCCAAAUAUGGGAAUGUGCUUUCCAAGCGUACCCUAUCCUUCGCACGGAGUUAGAACUCGAAAUGAAAUCAUUAUUUGAUAACAGGUGGUAUAAAAGGACGUACCCAUGGUUAUCUCGUUCCAUGGAGCUGCAAUCAUAUGAGAAAACUUCGGACGUCACAGGAGAUGACACUUUUUCCAGAAGAAAUGAACAACGGGUCGACACUAAACUUUUGAAAAGGGUAGAGAAGAUCUUAGAAAACGGUCGUUACCGCCGUGCGAGAACGAUAAUAAUGGAUCAAGCCAGGUUAGGGAUAAGGCCUAAUUUUCAGUUCUUCUACACCUUGAAAAAGUUCUGUGUGAACAAAGGCCACUUACCGAUGUGUAACAUUUUGGAUACGACGCUCAAGAGCUCGUAUAGGACCAUUCCUUUGAAGGUCAAAAUUCUAAACUUACGUGCAAACUUGUACAAAUUAGCAUAUCAACUACGGAAAGCACAACAACCUAAUGAAAUCAUGAGAUCUCAGAGUUUAAAAAUGAUCGAACGAUUUGUGAAGGAGCAUCAACGCGAAUUGAAUUUCCAGAACUAUAUCCAAUUGGCCAUGUUAGCGUCUCGAUACAAAGGCAGAUACCUAUGUGACAAAUUAUUUGCAAAGAGCAUUGUGACCAGGGACCCAACGGACAGUAGGGCUACUUAUAUCAUAUACAGGUCAUUGCUUGCAUUUUUCGUGAGGUUAAAGGAGCCAAAGAAAUUUUUAUCAACUUUAAAGAAGUUGAAUAACGAAUCCCAUGUUAUCGUCACUAAAUAUUUGUUGAGUACUGUGAAAUACAACAUCGCUUACUUUGAUAAAUUUAAUUGUGAGGAUACCAACGCAAUGAUAGUGGAGUAUGAGAAACUACGAAAAAGAUAUGCCUUUACCAAGCUUGAAGGGCUAGAUGCCAUCAAAGAGUUAAUGACGUAUCUAAGAAAAUGGUUAGAUCAUGAAGUAUACAAGCAUCAGACUUCAACUUAUCAAAAACAGUUGGAACUGGAAAAGCAGUAUAGAAAGGCACCCAAAGAGGUUGUGAAAUAG
This is a messenger RNA of Kluyveromyces lactis, 2376 nucleotides long. RefSeq names its product Pet111p (gene PET111). The record is from RefSeq and is a predicted model, not a curated record. Bases 1 to 2376 code for a protein of 791 amino acids. The transcript has a single exon. Lineage: Eukaryota; Fungi; Ascomycota; Saccharomycetes; Saccharomycetales; Saccharomycetaceae.